AUGUCAUCUCGACAAGUUGACACCCCCCGGCCGGAGGAAGAGACACCUUCAAACCAGGUAGGCAAAAGCCUGUGCGAUGCAGUGAUGAGCCAGAAUCUGAGCAAGCUUGCAAAAUCAAAUCACACCCUCUCCCGCUUCAUCACAGAAGAUGUAUGGGGCAAGCUCGCAACGAACUCUCUGAUCGGAGACAGGGAGUGGUGCCUCGUGGCCAUCAUGGCAUCUAUGUCCGUUGGCAGCGAUGCUGCCGACCAACUAGCAACGUACAUCGCGAUGGCCCUUCGUCAUGGAGUGACCGAGGUAGAGAUACAAGACCUUGUCGCUCAGGCAGGGGUAUUCUAUAGCCUUCCUAAAACCAUUGCUGCCCAGCAACGUGUGGACGAGAUACUGCUCGCGCUUGACCAUCUCCCACGGCUGCCACGAAAUUAUCUAGAGAGACAACUAUGGCUCGGCGAUCAUCACACGAUGAUCUGUGACUCGAACCCGACCGACAACACGUCUGUUCCCAUAAUUCUAGUCCACGCAUUGGGUCUCGACCGAAGAAUGUGGCACCAGGUCUUUUUACAGAUAUCAUACAGUAGCCCUUCUGUGCGAUUGAUAUCGUACGAUCUCCGCGGACAUGGACACGCACGUUCAGCUCCACAGGUCACCUCGCUCGACCACCUCGCUGACGAUCUCGCGACUCUCCUCUCCGCCCUGAAUAUCACCACAGCAGACAUAUAUGGCCAGUCCUACGGUGGCGCAGUAGUUCAGUAUUUCGGGCUUCGCUAUGCCAGCAUCCCACGCUCCCUUGGUCUCGUCACCACCGCUGCAGAAGGGCAGGCCAGCUGGGUCGAGCGCGCGACUCGCGCUGAAACGGCGGGGUCAGUGUCACCUCUUCUCCCCGAGACGAUCAUCCGCUGGUUCACGCCACAGGCGAUUGCACGGAACGAAUGGGGCGUGCGCUACGCCCGUGCCUGCGUCGAACGCAUCUCGGUUCAAAACUGGGCAAGUGCAUGGCGAGCAAUGAGCGGACUCGACACGCUGUCUCGGCUGAGGGAGAUCCAGGUGCCUAUCCACAUCAUCUGCGGCAAGCAAGAUGCGAGCACGGGGCCGAAGUGGAUGACCAAGCUGAGGGAUGCUUGUGGACUGGGUCGUGCUACCUAUGCAGAACUCGAUCCUGGUGUGCAUAUGAUGGCCCUGGAGCAAGGGAUAGCACUCGCUGAAGAGAUUUUACGCUUCAGAGAAGGUCUUGGAGAUUAG
This is a messenger RNA of Exophiala aquamarina CBS 119918, 1239 nucleotides long. RefSeq lists its product as uncharacterized. NCBI's taxonomy places the organism in Eukaryota, Fungi, Ascomycota, Eurotiomycetes, Chaetothyriales, Herpotrichiellaceae. Bases 1 to 1239 code for a protein of 412 amino acids. The record is from RefSeq and is a predicted model, not a curated record. The transcript has a single exon.